CGGGACACAAAGUUUUGGUAAGUAGCUAAUUUGUUGCAAAAUAUUUAAAGAACAAAUCUGAGUGGUCUGCAUCGCCGGAAAAAGCAGACACGAGACCCUUACUGAUGCGACUCUGCGAUACUUUCUCGUUGCAGGAACUCUUCCAUGGACCCACUUUUGCCUUCAAGGACGUGGCUCUUCAAAUGCUCGGUAACUUCUUCGAGUAUUUUUUGGAGACUGGGUCCAAUGAUGGGCGACUUGCUGUUCUUGGCGCAACAUCCGGAGACACCGGUUCCGCUGCUAUCUAUGGUCUCCGUGGGAAGAAGGGGGUAGAUUGCGUUAUUCUCUUUCCCAAAGGUAGAGUUUCCGCGAUUCAGGAACGCCAAAUGACUACGGUUCAGGAUGACAAUAUUCACUGUGUUGCCAUCGAAGGGACUUUCGAUGAUUGCCAAGAUAUUGUUAAGGCCAGUUUCAACUCGCCUGAAUUUAGAGAUCGUGUCAAGCUUGGAGCAGUUAACUCCAUCAACUGGUGCCGUGUAUUGGCGCAAAUUACUUACUACUUUUGGAGUUAUCUUAGAGUUACUGACGAAGAUGAACAUAAAGAUGCUAAGGUUGGCUACUCUGUUCCCACAGGAAACUUCGGAGAUAUUCUGGCAGGUUUCUAUGCCAAGCAAAUUGGUCUCCCCGUUGGAAAACUCAUCGUAGCCACCAACGAGAAUGAUAUCCUUCAUCGAUUCUUUACGAAAGGAGAGUACCACCGUGAAGCUAUCAAUAAGACUAUCUCACCUUCCAUGGAUAUUUGCGUCUCUAGUAACUUUGAGCGAUACCUUUUCUUYUUGGCCGGAAAUGAUUCCGCGAAACUUGCGGAGUGGAUGACAACGUUUGAGGAAACGAAGAAACUCACAAUUGAAGGGGAAUUGCUCGCUAAGGCACAAAGCGACUUCAGCUCGGCCAGGGCCGAUACAAGCAUGACUUUAGAUAUUAUUCGAGAAUACAAUGAAAAUCACAACUAUGUUAUGUGCCCGCACACUGCCGUGGGUGUCAGUGCCAUACAUCAAACGAACGAUGUCGUCGAGACAAUGGUGUGCCUGGCUACUGCUCACGAAGGAAAAUUCCCAGCUGCUGUGAACCAGGCAAUAGAUCCCCUUCCGACACCACCAGAACAGCUUGCGUGUCUUCUCGAUCUCCCUACCCGUCUUUCAGAAUGUCCCAACGACGUGCAACAUGUCCACGAUUUCAUGGAGAAAAAGAUCGCUGAGAGAAUGGCGAAAGCUUGAAGAAACCAAAUGCGUUUCGAGUAAAAGACUCGCAAACAG
Pseudo-nitzschia multistriata is the source of this 1295-nucleotide messenger RNA. Lineage: Eukaryota; Bacillariophyta; Bacillariophyceae; Bacillariales; Bacillariaceae. The record is from the annotation of a GenBank genome assembly.